Molecule: messenger RNA, 943 nt
Organism: Fragaria vesca subsp. vesca
Lineage: Eukaryota; Viridiplantae; Streptophyta; Magnoliopsida; Rosales; Rosaceae
Product: pectinesterase 1-like
Exons: 1
Coding region: 111-812 (233 amino acids)
Biological process (GO): negative regulation of catalytic activity
Molecular function (GO): enzyme inhibitor activity
Source: RefSeq, a predicted model, not a curated record
GGAAAAAGUCUAGCACAUCAUCAAUCUGCUUCUCGAGUACUCAAUCGCCACAAGUCAUCGACCCAACAACACCAAUCUUCUUCUGCCUUUGCCAAACCCCAAAACCAGAAAUGGACUCCAUCAACGUUCCCAAAGGCUACGGCAAGGUAAACCCAGAACACCACCUAGAAGUCCAAGCUCAGAAGAUCCCUCAACUCCCCAAAAGGCCGAUCAUCUCCACCCUUGUCAUCUCAGCAAUAGCCGGCCUGACCUUGGUGAUCGGCCUCAUGCUCGUAGCUCUCAUCCAUAAAUCCACCACCGAGCCAAUCGACGAGUCUCCAUCCCUCUCCACCUCCGCCGAGUCAACCAUCAAAACCGUCUGCAAUGUCACUCUGUACCCUGAGCCUUGCUACACCUCCAUCUCCUCCCUCAACAGCUCUCCUAAACCAGACCCACAAUCCAUCCUCAAGCUCUCUCUCCAAGUCUCCAUUUCCGAGCUUUCCCAACUCUCUUUGGUGCUGAAGACCAUGAACUCGGAUGCGGCGGUCCGUGACUGCCGGGACCAGGUGGAGGACGCGCUGAGCCAGCUCAAUGACUCGGUGUCGGCAAUGGUGGUGGGAGAAGGGUUGACUGAAGCAAAGGUCAAGGACGUCCAGACGUGGGUGAGUAGUGCGGUGACGGAUCAGGAGACGUGCUUGGAUGGUUUGGAAGAGAUGGGAUCAGCGAGUGUUGAUGAUGUGAAGAAGAAGAUGAGGAAGUCGAUGGAGUUCACCAGCAACAGCUUAGCCAUUGUGGCUAAUUUCGACAAGUUUAGCCACAUUCCACUUCAUUGAUUAAGGACUAGGUGUUUGACAGUUUGGAUUGUAUCAUUUUCUGAAAAUCAGAACUCUGUUUUCAUCUUGUUUAUAGAUCUCAAGUGUUUCUAAAAAUGUGUAUAAUUAUUCACAUCCAAUUCAAUAUCAGG